This is a messenger RNA of Tetrahymena thermophila SB210, 1113 nucleotides long. Its product is annotated as proteinase inhibitor I4 serpin. The record is from RefSeq and is a predicted model, not a curated record. The transcript has a single exon. Gene Ontology annotation, molecular function: serine-type endopeptidase inhibitor activity. NCBI's taxonomy places the organism in Eukaryota, Ciliophora, Oligohymenophorea, Hymenostomatida, Tetrahymenidae.
AUGGAAGCAAAAUAAAAUCCAAUUUCAAAAUUUUGUAUAAACUAUCUAGAAAAGAUAGGCAAUGAAAGUAAUUUUUUCUUUUCUCCUAGUUCUAUCUAUUUAGCUUUAUCUAUGGUGGCUGCAGGUUCAGGUGGAUAGACUUUGAAGGAGUUUUAAAAUGUUUUAAGUUUUAAGAAUAUUGGAGAAAUUUGCUAUCAUAUUAAUAGUCUCAGUUCUCAGUUUGAACAUUCAAGUUAAGAAUUCUCAAUUUUAAAUGCAAAUAAAAUAUAUGCAUCAGUUUCUAAUCUUACUUAAAUGUAUAAAGAAUUUAUCAGUUUAUACUUUAAAUCAGGAUUUUAACAAGUUAGCUUUAAAGAUCCUGAAGCUUUGAGAGCUUAUAUUAAUGAAUAGGUAUCAGACUAAACUAAAGGUAAUGUUAAAGAGCUCCUUUAGAGUGGAUUUUUGAAUUAAAAUACAAAUAUGAUAUUGGUAAAUGCUUUGUAUCUUAAAGCAUAGUGGCUAUAUUAAUUUGAUGCUUAAUACACAUAAAAUAUGAAAUUUUACCUUGAUCCAAGUAACUUAGAAAUCACAGUUCUAACGAAAAUGAUGAUGAAAACAGAAAUUUACAACUAUAUAAAAUUUAAUGGAUUUUAAUAUAUAUAGAUUCCUUAUAAAAAUAAAGAGUUUGUUAUGGAAGUAUUUUUACCUGAUUUGAGUUUAAAAUAAUUAGAAUAAAGUUUGACAUUAGAAAUAAUGUAAGAAGCGCUAAAAAAAUCCUAAAAAACUAAAAUUAAAUUAAGAUUUCCGAAAUUUAAAAUAAAUGGAAAAUCAGAAAACAUAGUAAAUGUGCUCUAAUAAAUUGGUCUAAGUUAAGCCUUUUUACCCAUAGCAGAUUUUAAAAGCAUUUCUGAAUGUGAAGAAUUAUAUAUAAAAGAUCUUUUUCAUUCAGCUACAAUUUAAGUAGACGAAAUUGGAACAGAAGCUGCUGCAUCAACUGCAAUUAUUAUAUCUUAACUAAGUAAAGUUAAAGAACCUCCUUAAGUUAUUUGUGAUAGACCAUUCCUCUUCACUAUAACUCAUAUACCAUCAAAAACGAUUAUUUUCUUAGGAAAACUAGUAAACCCUUAAAAAUGA